AUGACAUCUUCAUCUGUCAAUAACGGAAACAAGUCCAAUGAUAGUGACCUCCCUAUUGCAUCCAGUAAGGUUGAGGACGAUAAUGGUAGUGUUGUCGCAAACAACAACAGCAGCAUGUUUUCAACGCCAAUUUCUAAAGACACAAGUACAUCAACAGAACGUCCUGAAGCCCUGAGAAGGCCCACUUUCGACUACGAUCUAGUUGCAAAGACUGUUUUAACCCCACCACAAAUCCUGGAAAACUUGGCAAAGCUAAAACUUAAUUCAUCUUUACCAAUUGAUUCUUCAUUUCCUACUUCAGAGAACCCCUCUGCUCUUAGCUUAAAUUACGAGUUAAGUUCCGAUUUAGGUGUUGAGCCGUCGAGAAUAAUAAAGCAUCCAACCCAUAUAAAUCUACCAGGUGGUAACUUGCAGGAUUAUUCCACAGACCAAACAUCCAGUCCUGAUUACGACGAAAGGUCAAUCACCAACCAACGUCAAAGUAUUCUCAGUACAUUCGGUGAGGAUCAAGACUUGGUAUCAGUAGGCUCAUCGCAAGCACUAACUAUGGACGACGAGAACUCCUCCUCUUCCCUUUCACUGGAGACUAGAGAAAACGUGGCAUUGGGAAAGACAUCGUAUUUAAAUGAUGUCAACUAUAUAAGGGAUCACUUGGACUUUUUGAACCAGAACUUGAAUGCCAGCAGAUCGGCAAGAAAUUCAGACUCAAAGUACCUGGAUUUUGCCAGCAUACUGCCUGAUAUCAUACCUUGUUACAGUUUAGUAAAACAAUUUGGGAAUAGGAGCUAUCAGACUAAUCUUUUGUACCACGGGAUUAAAGUUGGUCACACUGGCGGUGUUGACACUGAAAACUUUACUUGCAAAUUGGCAAGUGAAGAGAAGAACUUUAUCGAGGUCAACUCUAAAGUCGUGUUGAGCAUUUCACCAAACAUUAUGAAAAAUUUGUCGCUUUCAAGACUCUUGAAUGAGUGGUUUAUUUUAUCCGGUACAAACCCUCCAAAGACGCAUUUGUUAUGGUCGAAUGAGACUUUAACCAAUAAAUUCAUCCCUAACAGUAAAAGACCCACGUUGCAAAAAGACAAGAAAUAUGGUCUCAACACCUUGCCAGUGGGGAUUCCAGGUAUUUUAUACCCAGUGGAGAUUUUGAGCUUCAGUUUUGAGAAUGAAUUGGAUGUGGGCUCAGCUGACAGGAAAGGGGAAGCGCAAAAACGUGUUGCGUUGGUUUACAAUGAUAAUGACUAUAAAACCUUGCGUGAAUAUAGUUGCGGCACGCCUGAACCUCACCCAGAGAGAACUCUGUCCGACACAUCGAAUGGGUCUGGGGUACGAUCAGUAAUGAGUGGAAAUUCAACUGCUCAAAACACGCCCAGUGAAUCUCUUGAGCAAUCGCAUCUGUUCUUCAAUGGAAUAGGCGCCAUUGGUGCCACUAGCUCCACAAACUCCUUGUUCAACAAGUUGGCAGAGCAUGUGACGAGUAGUCCCAAGACUCCCUUGAAGGUCAUUGAAAUUAUCUCUGACAUGAUCAAAGUGGUUGAAACCUUGGGUGUUGUGCAUGAACUUGGAUUUGUCCAUAAUGGUAUUACGAGCAUGAACUUGUUGAAAUCCGAGAACGAUCAGGAUGACGUAAAGAUUACCGGUUGGGAAUUUGCAUUUUGUCAUAUGGAAGAUUGCAUUUACGGAUACAGAAAGAACCACUUGAACGAAAUAUCAGACUUGAUCCCCUACAUGGCACCUGAGGUAUCUGGAGUUGUCAAUCAAAUGGUGGAUCACAGAUCCGAUUUUUACUCUAUUGGUAUUGUAUUGUACGAAUUGUUACUAGGAACAUUGCCCUUUCAAAGUGAGGAUCCAAAUUCAAUUGUUCGCAUGCAUAUUUUCCAAAAGCCUGUUGCCCCUCAUUUACUAGCACCUAGUUGGGUCUCAGAGAAACUAGGUACCACUAUAAUGAGAUGUCUUGAGAAAAAUCCACUGGAUAGAUAUAUCGACUGCUAUUCCUUACUUAGUGACUUGAUUUUAAUCAAAAAUCAGUACAUCGACAGGGUGAGCUCUAUGGGUGAACUUGUUUGGAACCAUUGGAAAAAAACAGGGGACUUUGAUGUAUAUCUCAACAAAGAGAAAAUGAAACUGCCAGAAAAGGUGGGGCACAGUCCCACUUUCACUUUUCCAGCAAAGUUUGUUGGUCGUGAUGAAGUAUACAAGGAAAUUUUUGACAUUUACAACAACACUUUUGAAGGAGGAGUCAACUUAUUCUGGAUUAGUGGUGUAAGUGGAGUUGGAAAGACUAUCAUUUUGAAUGAUAUGCGGGUAGGUGCAUUUUUCAAAUAUGACUUUUAUUGCAUGUGGAAGUUCUCUUGUUCAGAUACAGGUAACUCAAUCUAUUCAAUGCUUUUGGAAGGAAUCAAAACGGUCAUUGGCCAAAUUUUGGAAUGCUCAGAGGAAAUACAAGAUAGUUGGAGAGAUCUAAUUGUCACAAACAUCCCCUUAGACUUAAGCAUAUUGUUUUACCUCAUCCCUCAAUUGAGAAAACUUUUAGGUCCAAAGUAUAUUUCCAUAUAUCAGCACAAACUGGGGACAAGCUCUCCAGGAGGUCCCAUAAAAGAAGAAGCAACAUCUACGUUGGAGGUCAAAUUCAGGGCAAUUAUAAGAUCAUUCUAUAAGGUUGUUGGCUUACAAGGAUUGACAAUAUUCAUUGAUGACCUACACUGGUGCUCCGAAGAGUCAUGGCAGCUCUUGUGUGAUAUGUUGAAAUUUGAUGAUGAAUCGGAUAUUAGCGAGAUGAGCUUAAAAUUGGUUGCCACGUUCACCACCGAUGCUAGGCAGUUUCAGGAAAACAUCGACAGUGUUGAGAAAGAGAAACGGUUCAAGGAUUACGUUAAUCGUUCCAGCAUGAAGAUGCAUGUCUUUGACAUACCAAAAGUACCAGGAGAUGCAUACAAAAGCUGGAUCGUGCAAUUGAUUGGAGCAAAUCUGUCGUCGUCAAAAACGCAUAUUGGUGGACAUCACGCAGCAGCCCCACAGCAAAGCAGUAUGUCUUCCAUGAUCAAUAAAGCCACAACUGAACAAACUACGCAUAAACUCUCUGGUGCCAACAAUAAGCUAAUUGCUGAUGCUUUAAAGUUUUAUGAUGCCACUGGAGGGAACAUAAUGCUUGCUCAAUACGCGAUAAGCAUGGCCCGAUUUUCACAGCAUUGCUAUUAUCUUAGUUUACAUAACUAUGGCCGAUUCGUCGUUGAUAACUUGUCUCCAGAGAAUUAUGGGAUGAAUAGGAAUGAAAUCAUUCAAAACUUUUUGAAUGCAACACUCACCCCCGAUGUCAAAUGCUUGUUGGAAUUUGCGGCAAUUAUCUCUCAAGGUCCAGGUUUCCACUUGUCUGACUUGAUAGUUGCCUCUGCUAUGCCUAUGGACAGGGCUUUCAAAGCCUUAUCGAUCAUGGUUGGCUCAAAGCUACUUUUGCCCACCACCACCUACUACAAGGUUCCUUUCGAUUUACUUUGCUCGACCGAGUCACCUUUCGAUUUAACAGAUAACGAUAUAUGGGAGUUGACAUCUCAUUGCAGCUACAGGUUUUUUUACGAUUCAUUAGUUGUUCACAUCACUGCCGACUUGGUGACAACUGAUAGAUACAAGGAAUUAUCAAGACUCUGUGCCUUGAGAUUUCACAAAACCAUAAGUAAAGAAAAGACUUUGAAUAUAGGCGGGUACUUGCAAAUGGCAGGAUAUUUCCGAAACUCCUAUCAAGUUGCAAGACUGGAUGAGAAAGAAUUGUAUAUUGAGGUCUUAGUUCAAGCAGGUAGGUAUGCAUCAUCAACCUACAACAUGAAGUUAGCGCAAAAGUUGUUUCAAGUUGUGGGAGAGUUGGUUGACGAUCUUGACUCAACGCGCCAACUCAAGUCAAUAUUGACUGUUUCUCAGAACCAUUAUUAUUUUGGUGAGUAUGAAAAGUGCUUGGAAGUGAUGGCAAGGGCUCAAGAAAAGUAUGGAUUUGAUCGAAUCGUGUUUCUUUACCAAUUAGUUCGAUGCAAAAUCCAGAUGGGUGAGAUUGAAGAAGCCAUAAAGAUAAGUUUUGAGAGUUUACCAAAACUUGGAAUCACUAUAAGUGCUGAUGAAGAGCAAAACUUGAGAGAUUACAAAAAGUAUAAGGCCAAGAUUCCAGUAUCAGUGCCUGAUAUCAGAAAUAUUCCGAGGACGAAACCUACCGAGUCGCCAAAAUUGUUGCUCAUUUAUCAUUUGAUCAGCCAGUUGUUACCAUCUUUGGUGGUGUUUCGGAAAAACGCCAGUAGAAAGCUUUUGGUUGUGCAAGCGAUGCAUGCAAUCUACAAACAUGGUCCUUCACCUUUCGCUUUCAUGAUUAUGAUUGAUUUCGCUUCUGAUUUUGCAAGUCAAUUCACUUCUGCGGGGCUAUUGAAAGCCAAGGAGCUUUGUAGGGUUGCCAUCAGUUUGAUUAAUAGGGCCAACAAUGUCUCGAUUAAUUACUAUCGUGAGAUGUACGACGUUUAUGUUUGCACUUUGGCUGUUUAUGUCGAGCCAAUGCCUGUGGUUCUCAAAUAUAUUGAAAUCAUCUCAGAGAAGACGCAAAAUGAUAUGAUGCUGGGAUUUGAAGAGCUACGUAUAGUCUUGGGGAUGAUAGACAUCUUUAUACUUCUUUUGGGUGGGAAAGCAUACGAUAUGUCUUUUCUGGUGAACAGAAGAAAAUCGCAGAGAGAAAAAAUUGGAUUACUGGAGGAACGGUUGUUCAUCUUUGAUUCAGAAGACUGUGUGCUUGGGUCCCUCUCGGUUUCCGAUUACCGAGCUCGCUAUGAGGAAAAGAUGAUAAACGAACAGAACUUGAGUCAACUGUCUUAUUUGGUUGUGGUGCUUAAUGGGUUGAUGGUGGCGAAAAGAUACGAUGAAGGUGUUGACUUGAUAUUGAACAAGGCCCACGAAGUGUUCGAAUCGUCACCACUUUUAUUUUACACCAGUCAUUAUUUUUACGUUGCGGCUAUUCUCAUUACAUUUGCAUCUAAAGGAGAUGCAGAAGCUGAAGCUAAAAAGACUGCAAUUUUCAAUGACAUAUAUCUCCGAAUGAAAUUGUGGGCGUCAACAAAUGAGCACACUUUUGGAAAUAGAGUUAUACUUUUGCUGGCAUUGAAUGCUAUCAGAGAAGGUUCAACGGACUCGUUGAGCAUUUUGGAUAUCUUCGAGGAUGCUAUUGAGCACGGCUCCAAAGUGCAGAACUGGUACGAUGUGUCUUGGAUUAGUGUCUUUUGUGCCAGAUGGUUGAUAAACUGCAAUGGAAACAAACGAAGAAUUGGCCAGUUAUGCAAACGAGCAAUUGAAAUCAUGAGGAAACGGGACUUUGAAGAUUUCGCCAGACAAUUUGAAGAAGAAUUUGAGAAAUACCUUGAGCAGGAUUGGUCGAUGUACACCUGGGCUGGAAUCAACAGUGCCAAACAGCAAGAAGAAAAGAAAAAACCCUCCAAAAACAUACCAUCUAACCUUCCAAUCAGUACCGAUGAUAGUGUUAGCGAGGAAAUGAAGUCGCAAAUGAAAUUGAACAGGAAAUCGAGGAAAGCAAGACACAAAGUGAAAAGCAAUAAAAAUUCCAACUCUGCUUAUGAUUUGAACUCCACGAUACAAGCUUGUUUGGGUAUAUCUGAGGCUAGUGAUGAGAGAACCAUUUUGAUCGAGUUGUUGACUUGUGCAAUCAAGUUUGCUGAAGUUGACUAUGGCGUCGUAGUGUAUAUGAAUGGUGAACCGAAAAUACAGGCUGUCGGUUCGGCCCAGCAUAUAUACACCUUGAAUGAGGAACCAUUAAGCUCAAGGAUAGACGUUUGCCCUUACCGAUUGUUGAUCCAUGUUUUGGAAACGGGAGAAACGAUUAAUAAGGAAGAUGAUCAUGUGGCGUUUGCCAAUCGCUUUGGAAAAGAUCCAUAUUACAAUUACAAUUCGUGCUCCACAAUUUUGUGUGUUGCUUUGAAAAAUCAAUUUGGAGUGUUUGGUGCUCUUUAUUUGGAAGUGGACUCGAGAAGAGAUAAGAAGAAGGCGAUUUUCGAUGGUAGAAAGCGCGACUUGCUACACUUGUUUUGUACGCAAGCUGCGGUUGCUAUGGGCAAGGCAAGAUUGAUUUCUCAAAUGGAAAUUGCCAAGAUGGCAGCAGAGGAUGCUACAGCUGAAAAGGCAAGCUUUUUGGCGAAUAUGUCGCAUGAAAUUCGAACUCCAUUCAAUUCAUUGCUAUCGUGCUCGAUCUUCUUAUUAGACACACCCUUGAACUCAACACAAAGAGAAUACGUUGAAGCUAUCAAAAGUUCAGCAAUGGUUACAUUAAACAUUAUUGAUGGUAUAUUGGCAUUUUCCAAAAUUGAACAUGGGUCUUUUACGUUGGAGAAUUCUCCAUUUUCGCUCAAUGACUGCAUUGAAAGUGCCAUACAAUUAGGAGGUGAGCAAGUUGUUGAUAACAAUUUAGAGUUGGUAUUUUUCAACAAUUGUCCUCAAAUAAAUACUGUUACCGGUGACGUUACCCGUGUCAGGCAAAUCAUCAUCAACUUGGUUGGGAAUGCCAUGAAGUUUACAACCCAUGGACACAUCAUCAUUAGUUGCAACGCAGCUGAGUUAACAUCAGUGAGGUAUGAGGUUACAAUUUCUGUGGAGGAUACGGGUAUUGGUAUCCCUGAACAAUCGCACAAUAAAGUGUUUGGAGCCUUUUCACAAGUUGAUGGGUCCUCGCGUCGUGAGUUUGGUGGAUCUGGGUUGGGAUUGGCCAUUUCAAAGAAGUUGGCUGAUCUAAUGGGCGGUGAUAUUCGAUUCGAAAGUCAAGAAGGGGUUGGAAGCACUUUUUACUUUAAUGUCAGUUUUGGCGUUCUGUUGUUUGAUAAGCCAGAGAUUGAUUUACUGGGUAAACGAGCAUUGAUUUUGAACAAAUUAGAGUUGACUGGUGCUGCUUUGAAGAACAUGUUGACUUUUUUCAACUUGUUUGUGGAUGAUGUUUCCACUGCCAAGGAUAUCAAAAGUGUUGAGUCGUACGAUUUCUUGUUCAUCAAUUUAGAUGAAUAUGAUGAAUUCAGCCCGUUUGAGUCUCAAUUGAAAUCAAGUGCCAAGGUUGUCAUUUUGGCGCAGUUUGGUAAACCCUUGACUGGCGAGAGCAGCAAAUAUGAAGCGUUAUUAUGCCCCUUCCAAAGGGAGCGAGUGGUGAGAUUACUUCGAGAUGCCAGACCCGAAACAAAGCCAAGAGAAAUAACUCCGGCUCUCUUAGCUGACGAGUAUCCGUUGCGAAUUCUUCUUGCCGAAGACAAUUUGUUGAAUUAUAAAGUUGCUUUAAAGUACUUGGAGAAAUUGGGAUUCAAAGCUGACCACGCUAAAGAUGGGACAGAAGUGUUGAAAAAAUGUGACUUGUUGAUGGAAAAGGGUGAGAAGUACGACGUGAUUUUGAUGGAUAUUCAAAUGCCUAAUAAAGAUGGUAUUACAGCUACCAAAGAAUUGCUUGCAAAUUAUACCAAAUUGAAUAAGCAGCAUCUUAUCCCAAAGAUUGUUGCUUUGACGGCGAACGUGGCUGGCGAUGAUCGGGAAAGGUGCAUUGAGUGUGGAAUGAUAGAUUUUGUGUCAAAACCUAUACUUCCCAAUGAGUUGAAACGGGUAUUGACCAAUUUAGGUGAAAUUAUACAAGAAGAGAAAAAGGCAGAGACGGCAAGUAAUAGAAACUGA
Messenger RNA from Lodderomyces theae, 7674 nucleotides. It is a transcript of the gene CHK1, whose product is annotated as Chk1p. Gene Ontology annotation, biological process: protein phosphorylation; phosphorelay signal transduction system. The record is from RefSeq and is a predicted model, not a curated record. Bases 1 to 7674 code for a protein of 2557 amino acids. The transcript has a single exon. Gene Ontology annotation, molecular function: protein binding; ATP binding; phosphorelay sensor kinase activity. NCBI's taxonomy places the organism in Eukaryota, Fungi, Ascomycota, Pichiomycetes, Serinales, Debaryomycetaceae.